AGGCUAAUUCUAGCAGCAUUGGUGAAGCAGUGUUAGGAAGUGAGCAUCCAACCAAACCAUGGGAAAUAAGAAGAGCGGAAUGAUCUCUAAGGAGAUCCUUGAUGAUCUGAAAAUGAACACAAAGUACUCUGAGGACGAGCUGGUCAAAUGGUAUGACGCCUUCAAAAAACAAUGCCCCGAUGGACGCAUCGGUAAAGCUGACUUUGAAAAGAUCUAUGCCAAUUUCUUCCCCAACUCGGACCCCAAGGUCUACGCUCGGCAUGUCUUCCGAAGCUUUGACACCAAUGAUGAUGGGACUCUUGACUUCCGGGAGUACAUCAUCGCACUGCAUCUGACCUCAUCUGGCAAGACUGACCUUAAGCUGGAAUGGGCUUUCUCGCUUUUCGAUGUAGACCGCAGUGGAGAGAUAAGCAAGAAUGAAGUUCUCGAAAUCAUUGCCGCAAUAUUUAAGAUGAUUCCUCCAGAAGAACAGAAAGCCCUGCCUGACGAUGAAAACACCCCCCAGAAACGGGCUGACAAGAUGUGGGCAUUUUUUGGCAAGGGAGAUGCUGACAAAAUUGCUGAAAAGGAGUUCAUUGAGGGAGUAAUGAAGAAUGAAGCAAUAAUGGGCCUCAUCCAGUAUACCCCCAAGGAAAAUAAAUAAGAGCUUCCAAGUUGGACAGGAAGCAAAAAGGCAGGGAUGUGAAAAAGCGGCAUGCAAUGAACAGCUAGGGGGAAUUCAAUACAUGUUUCUAUUUGUGUAUCAUAUGAAAGACAAAAUACAACUC
This is a messenger RNA of Notechis scutatus (mainland tiger snake), 767 nucleotides long. RefSeq names its product recoverin (gene RCVRN). Lineage: Eukaryota; Metazoa; Chordata; Lepidosauria; Squamata; Elapidae. Gene Ontology annotation, molecular function: calcium ion binding. The record is from RefSeq and is a predicted model, not a curated record.